Penicillium samsonianum is the source of this 1233-nucleotide messenger RNA. RefSeq lists its product as uncharacterized. NCBI's taxonomy places the organism in Eukaryota, Fungi, Ascomycota, Eurotiomycetes, Eurotiales, Aspergillaceae. The record is from RefSeq and is a predicted model, not a curated record. The transcript has a single exon. The coding region runs from base 1 to 1233 and encodes 410 amino acids.
AUGGGAUCUGUUGGAGACACCACAACCAUAUGUUCCUGUCUCGACGAGAGGUUGGAACUCAUUCCAGAUAACAUCGAUACGGAUGAUGCCGAAGCCAUUAGCGACACCCUGGAGGAUCUCAUUACUGACAAUUCCACUGUUUCCACAACAACCUGCUCACCCUCAAGUACUGGUACCACUAUUGGGUACUCCGUCACUGGGUCAACAACCGCAGUUACUAGCUUAACCUCAACAAGUGAUACUCAAAUACUAUGUCCUUCCGGUACUUGCGAAAAGUUGGGAGUGGUGGCCACGAUCGAGCAUUGUGCCUUGAUCUCAAAGGAUAUUACCACUAUUCUGCCAGCUGAGAGUUGUGGAAUUGCGACAAGUAGUGGGCCCGCAAGACCGACACAGCCUGCCUCUAAGACAAGUGUCUCUAGCGGUAAAGAUGAGAGAAUGAUGAUUAGUUCGCUGAUUGCAUAUGCUUUUCAGGACCUUUCUCCCCCUUAUAGCAGCUAUGUCAAGAGCUUGGCGCCAAUUUGGAUUGACCAGCUUGGACUAGUGUCUGCACAGUGGUUUGACUAUCCAUCAUUUGGUCACUCAGCUGUAGGGGUGAAGGGCAUUUACGGAUGCACAGCAGUGAUCAUUGCAUCCGAAAAGGGUGUGUACAUUUCGCACAUUUGGGAGAGCCCUGUGUUCGUUGAUCAGGCUUUCAAUCCAACCGAUGACAGUUUUUUCACGAUAAAUGCGUUCAAUUCCCUCCGAGAUGGAACAGUAUAUGCACAAAGUGUAACUGAUCUAAUUGGGACUGACCAGAAUCCCGGUGUCUUAAAUGCAAUCUACGCACCCAAAAUAUUCGUCCUCACGCCCUUCGCUACAGAUUGGGAUCGACGGAACUUUGGCAUUUCCACCACACUCAGAUAUCAAACGCGUGCCCAAGAGCUCGCGCAGAAGGUAGCAAGCAUUGUUCCUGGUGCCGGCGGAAAUGGUAUCAUCCUGGGUUAUACACGUACGAGUCGGCAGGCAUCGAGUCAGGAACCAGGCAUUGCAGGAAGAGCCAUUUUGGAGAUUGACCCUUCGUACACAAGGCUCACUACACCCUACGACUCGAAAUCUACGGGCCUGCAAAUUGGUCGUUGGCGUCUGUGGGUAGAGGAUCAGUUGAUUACUUACCAAGAUUUCUGGCUUCCUCGUAUUACAGCUCCUGGGGGCACUUCCCGACGAGAUGGCUACGGCAACUCGUGUAGGAGAUAG